Molecule: messenger RNA, 812 nt
Organism: Benincasa hispida (wax gourd)
Lineage: Eukaryota; Viridiplantae; Streptophyta; Magnoliopsida; Cucurbitales; Cucurbitaceae
Product: putative calcium-binding protein CML35
Molecular function (GO): calcium ion binding
Source: RefSeq, a predicted model, not a curated record
AUAAGGGGUAGUACACAAUUUUCAGAGUUUCUCCUUCUCUCCCACCAUAUAACCCCCUUCAUCUUCUUCACUCUAAUUGCCCCAAAUUCCCUUCUUCCCAAAUCAAAUUCAAUUUUCUUCAUUUCAUUUCCAUUUCCAUUUCAAAAUGAAGCUCCUCAAAUCCUUCAAUCCCAACCGUCUCUUCUCUUCCAAAUCCCACCGCUCCAAACUCUCCCGAUCCCAACCUCCCUCCUUCGGCUCCGCCUCCUCCUCCUCCUCCGCCGGCACUCCCACCAGCGUCUUACCUUCCGCCGUCUGGUCCGACUUCUCCGACUCCACACUCUCUCGCAAGGAACUGGAGGCUUUACUCGGCCUAAUCGGAGCCGAACCGCCGAGUGAGGAAGAGCUUAAGACUAUGAUGGGCGCAAUGGACCGUGUCGGACCGGCUUGCCACUCUGAGCUACGAGAUACGUUUGAGAUAUUCGACGCUGAUCACGAUGGGAGAAUUACGGCGGAGGAGCUUUUCAGUGUGUUCACGGCUAUGGGGGAUGAGCAGUGCACGUUAGAGGAUUGCCGGCGUAUGAUAGCGGGAGUGGACAAGAAUGGAGAUGGGUUCGUCUGCUUCGAGGACUUUGCGCGUAUGAUGGACUGCCAGAGAUGAACCCAAUCAUCACUGUUCAUUUUUUUCGUUUAAUUAUUACUAAUAAUAAUAAUUUUUUUUUAAGAAAAAAGAUCUUUGUAUUUGCGUUGGUUGUUGUUAAGUAUAUAAAAACGGCGCUAAGUCGUCGGAUCGGACAACAUUGGUCAAAUCAUCCCUUCUCCGAUUUCUUUUU